UACGAUUCUCCGAUAAACCCUUUUUGAAGCGGAUGAGACAUCAACCUAUAGCAAUUUAUUUAGAACAAUGAUGGAUCAGAUUAGAUAAUGAAAAAUUAUCCAUUCUCCGUUUUCAAGCUAAGUGAUAAUAUUUAUGUACCAAACCUCGAUCAAAGUGUUUUUAUGUGUAUAUAUUAUUGACGAAAUUGCUACCAAAAUGAGCCUAGAUCACAAUUUUAAUGCCUUCAAUAAUCAGGCAUUUGAAGAAAUGGAAGAAAUCCCUUUACCAGUAUAUUUAGAAACACCUGAGUUAAAAGGAAACCUUGAACUAACAGAAACAAAUGAUACAGGUUUCAACUAUAGCAGCAGCUUGCAACAUGUCAGAACCACGGAAAGUAAUGUCAUUUCCAGUCGAGUGAUCUCAUCGCAGCCCUCUAGAACAAACCAUCAUGAUCCUGGAACCAGACGCCCAAUUCCAAUAUCAAUUAUCGAUAGGGAUACUUUUGGAUCAUCUUUUCAAGCUCCUGUGAAUGGGUUAGAUUUUAUGAGAAACGCUGAUCAGUUGAUAAUACAACAGAACUGUGAUCUCACUGACUUAAUGGCCAAUACAGAAAACAGAUACACUGUAAAAAUCCCUGCCAGAGAAAACGCUGAAGCCAUAUAUUAUGCUACAGAAAGUUCGAAAAGUUGCGAGAGAUGUUGCUUCGGUUCAGGUAGAUCAUUUAGCAUGCGUCUCUAUGAUAGGACAGACCAGGAAGCCUUGUCUUUAAAAAGAAGACUUGCCUGUGGAUAUUGUACCUUUAUGUGUCACUUACAGAAAAUGGAAGUCUGGAUACCACCCGGAGAGCUGGUAGGCACCAUCUCACAACAAUGGAAACCCUUGCAAAUAACAUUUGAGGUGUGCAACAGACACGAACAAGUUUUAUACAUUAUUGAGGGCCCCAGGUCGUUUUCUUGUUGCCAUCAAACCGAAAUGUUGCAAAUUUACACCUCUGAUGGCUCGACACAGAUUGGGACCAUUGUGCAUCAAUGGGACCCAGUUUCUGUAAGGUACCAGCUUCUACUACAGAUGCCUAGUUCAAUUACUGAUAAUAGACAUAAAGCGUUGUUACUUGGAUCUGCGUUUUUAGUGGAAUACAUGUUCUUUGAAAGCUCUCAGAAGAAAAUGAGUUUGGGAUGCUUAUGUUAGAUGAUAUAAAUUUUAUGUGAAUAUGUAAAAAUAUUUAGAGAAAGUUGUAGAUAAUUUACUAUCGAUGGGUUUGGAAAAAAACUAGUGCCAGCACUUUAUUUUACUCAAAAAUUGUUAUGCUUCUAAAUAUUUGUUUAUAUUUAAUAAUAUGUGGAUAUUUUUGUUAAUAAAUAAAAACACCUUAUUGGCUUUGCAUCUCA
Molecule: messenger RNA, 1368 nt
Organism: Anthonomus grandis grandis
Lineage: Eukaryota; Metazoa; Arthropoda; Insecta; Coleoptera; Curculionidae
Product: phospholipid scramblase 2-like
Exons: 8
Coding region: 134-1168 (344 amino acids)
Biological process (GO): plasma membrane phospholipid scrambling
Cellular component (GO): plasma membrane
Molecular function (GO): phospholipid scramblase activity
Source: RefSeq, a predicted model, not a curated record